AUGCGGGUGAAUUCUGUGCGAGAGGAGGUGUUACCAUUCCGCUACCUGUGGAGCACCGUUCGUGACGACAACCGCUUUGUCACAGAAAUCUCUUCUCGUAUUGCUAAAGGCUGCCGCAACUUUCGACAAAUUAACAAUGACAUAAAGCACCUUGUCACUUUCCACAUGAAAUGUUUAAGGACCAUUCUGCGCGUCAAAUGGCAAGUCCAUGUCCCCAACUCAGAUAUCCUACGCCGAACGGGACGAUGGGCAUGGAAUCUCUACUAA
This is a messenger RNA of Arctia plantaginis, 267 nucleotides long. The record is from the annotation of a GenBank genome assembly. NCBI's taxonomy places the organism in Eukaryota, Metazoa, Arthropoda, Insecta, Lepidoptera, Erebidae.